Carcharodon carcharias (great white shark) is the source of this 375-nucleotide messenger RNA. RefSeq names its product histone H2B 5-like. The record is from RefSeq and is a predicted model, not a curated record. The coding region runs from base 1 to 375 and encodes 124 amino acids. The transcript has a single exon. Gene Ontology annotation, cellular component: nucleosome. Gene Ontology annotation, molecular function: DNA binding; structural constituent of chromatin; protein heterodimerization activity. Lineage: Eukaryota; Metazoa; Chordata; Chondrichthyes; Lamniformes; Lamnidae.
AUGGAAUGCCUGAGGUGGCAGCUGGGGCUAAGGGCGUCGAAGCAGUUGCUGACUAAAGUCACCAAGAAGUCGCCUAAGAAGCGGAGGAAAUCUCGCAAGCAGAGCUAUUCCACUUAUGUGUACAGGGGGCUGACCCAGCUCCACCCUUCCACCAGGAUCUCGUUCAAGGCCAUGAGUGUUACGAACUCCUUCACUGUCGGCAUUUUCAAGCGCAUCGCCUCCGAGGCCUCGCACCUCAUUCACUACAACAACCGCCACACCAUCUUGUCCAGGGAGAUCCAGAGUGCCAUCCGCCUCAUGCUGCUGGGGGUGCUGGCCAAACACACUGUCUCCGAAGGCACCAAAACAGUCACCAAAUACACCAACUCCGUUUAG